Pseudozyma flocculosa PF-1 is the source of this 531-nucleotide messenger RNA. RefSeq lists its product as uncharacterized. Lineage: Eukaryota; Fungi; Basidiomycota; Ustilaginomycetes; Ustilaginales; Ustilaginaceae. The record is from RefSeq and is a predicted model, not a curated record. The transcript is spliced from 2 exons. The coding region runs from base 1 to 531 and encodes 176 amino acids.
AUGAAGCUCUCCACCACCUUCGCUCUCCUCGCCGCGCUGACCUCUGGCAUCGCCAUCGGCGCCGCCGCCACCCCGAUCCAGGACGCCAGCUACGGAUCGAACAAGGUCGACAGAUCGUACGCCCACUGCACCAUCUCGGGCGUCGGCGAGAUGGCGGUCAGGAAUUACAAGCAGAACGACGGCAGCGAGGACUACUCCAUCUGCCUGCCCCAGGGAACGUGGCGCUUCGCCUACAAAGGCAGCAAGAAGGACGUCGCCGUCAUGUACCAGUACAAGGAGCACCAGGGCUUCGGCUUCGGUAACGCCGACUUCUGCAACAAGCCCGAGGCCUGCAUGGAGGUCCGCAUCGACGACGACGAGAACAGGUGCUACGGAUUCACCGUCAGGCCUGGCUCGCACGUCAAGAGCGACUUUAGCAGGCUCGUCACGUACAUCAACAACGCCGCCAUGAUCGGUGUUGAGCUGGGCGUCACCCUCCAGGGCAAGGAGUUCUUCUACCCCGUCUGCCACCUCGAAGUCGUCAGGCCCUAA